AUGUAUUCCCUCGUUCUACUUUUACUUCUGAACGCAUUUGUUGCAUUUUCCGCACAAGGUCGAUGGAUUAAUAGCUGGACCUCAAUGCCCCAGUUGACAGAAUCGACCAACCUUCCCAAUCCGCCUUUCAAUGGAUCUGCUGCGGUUUUCGUGAACUCAACUCUUCGACAGACACUACACAUGUCCGUUGGCGGCACCCAAAUCCGAGUACGAUUCUCGAAUGUAUUCGGUGUAAACAAUCUGGAUAUCACUGCUGCUACAAUAGCACUUCCACUGGACGGAGCUCCCGGGGCAAGUGCCAUUGAUACGAAAACUCUGAAGUCGCUUACCUUCAGUGGGAACACAAGUUUUUCGAUUCCGAAUGGUGCCCUCGUCGUCUCCGAUCCGGUCGAUUUUCCUAUACAAUCUUUAUCAACAUUGGCGGUGACGAUAUACCUCCAAGAUGGACAAAAUGGAUUCUCCGUUACCUCGCAUCCGGGGAGCCGUACAACGACAUGGAUGUCAUUUGGAAACCUAGUAACCGCGUCAAACAUUACAUCUGUAUCUGCAACCAGCGUUGAACACUGGUACUUCAUCAGCGCAGUGGAAGUCUGGUCCAAUUCGCCAUCGUCCUCAGCUUUUGCUAUCAUCGGGGACAGUAUUACGGAUGGUCGUGGCAGUGAUGACAACAAGAAUAACCGCUGGCCUGAUCUCGUUCUCGCUCGUAUGCAACAAAACGAAGGUACCUCUGGAAUUUCUGUCAGCAACCAAGCGGCUGGUGGGAAUCGGGUCCUUGCAGACGGACUAGGUCCAAACGCUCUUGGAAGAAUAGACCGCGACGUUUUGGCUCAAUCUGGCGUCAAGUACGCUAUGAUAUUUGAAGGGGUCAAUGACAUCGGAGUCGCUGAUCCUUCAGAAGAGAGUCAAACUCUUAUAGGUGAUCUGCUUAUAUCUGCUUACAAGCAGAUCGUGACUCGAAUCCACACUUUCGGUAUUCCGGUCUUUGCAGCCACGAUUACACCAUUUGGAUCUCCGCCGAAUACUACCAUCCAGCCUUAUUCCAAUCCCGUUAGGGAGGCCACUCGCCAGCGUGUCAACGCAUACAUCCGUACACCGGGCUCUUUUGACCAUUUCAUAGACUUUGACAAAGUCGUUGCGGAUCCCAAUAAUCCUUCUCAGCUGAAUCCGGCAUUCAAUUCAGGGGAUUUUCUUCAUCCGAAUGUUAGUGGCUAUGAGGCAAUGGCCAACAGUUUCCCGCUGGAUAUCUUCGAAGAGUUUGCUGACGGGGUUAGUAUGUACUAG
Molecule: messenger RNA, 1281 nt
Organism: Lentinula edodes (shiitake mushroom)
Lineage: Eukaryota; Fungi; Basidiomycota; Agaricomycetes; Agaricales; Omphalotaceae
Product: extracellular GDSL-like lipase/acylhydrolase
Exons: 4
Coding region: 1-1281 (426 amino acids)
Source: RefSeq, a predicted model, not a curated record